Molecule: messenger RNA, 8350 nt
Organism: Microplitis mediator
Lineage: Eukaryota; Metazoa; Arthropoda; Insecta; Hymenoptera; Braconidae
Gene: Dscam2
Product: cell adhesion molecule Dscam2
Exons: 27
Coding region: 267-6350 (2027 amino acids)
Biological process (GO): cell-cell adhesion; axon guidance
Cellular component (GO): axon; plasma membrane
Molecular function (GO): protein binding
Source: RefSeq, a predicted model, not a curated record
AAGCAGUCGUUGCUCGUGGGUGCCGGGAGGUAAUAGACAUUUACCAGGAUACCCGCGAAAAUUUUCUGCUCGAUACGAUUAAAAUGAAUAUUUAUGGAAGUUUUGGUGUUAUUUUCACUCAAUACAGUCAAUAAUUUAUUAUUUCAAUACGUUUACUUCCGGGUGAGCUUUUUUUAUUUUGAUUUACAUUUAUGUUUACGGUUAUACUGAUACAGACCUAGUGAAGUAGAGGUUCACACGAUACUGAAGAAACGACGGAUUCAAGGAUGCUUAUGAGCUAUCUCAUCAUUGCCGGGGUAGCUGCGGUAGUUUCCUCGGCCGGUGGUCAUGGUUUUGAUGCUCAUCUUCGUGGACCAAGUUUUCUUAUUGAACCACCAUCCAGAAUUGAAUUCUCAAAUUCAAGUGGCGCUUGGCUAGACUGCGCUGCAUCCGGCAGCCCAACUCCAAACAUCGACUGGUCUACCGCCGAUGGACUUCCGGCCGGUGACGUACUCGGUGUUCGAAGAGUGCUCAGGAACGGAACCCUUGUACUUCUUCCGUUUCAAGCAGCGGCAUUCAGACAGGACGUUCACAGUGCAGCUUACAGAUGUGUGGCUAGUAAUUCAGUUGGUCGGAUACUCAGUCGUGAUGUCCAAGUUAGAGCAAUUGUGACUCAAGCGUAUACAGUUGAUGUCGAAGUAGUUGAAGGAGUAUCACGAGGCUGCACGGCAAUUAUGAGAUGUGUUGUUCCAAGUCACGUAAAGGAUCUUGUGCGAGUAGUAUCUUGGUUACAAGAGCCAGCGUUCCAUAUAUAUCCAUCUCUUCAAGGAGAUGGUAAAUUCCAUUUGCUACCAACAGGUGAACUUUUGAUCCAUGGUCUCGAGUUCAGUGAUCAAUUCUUGAGUUAUAGAUGUAGGACGAUGCAUCGGCUAACAAGACAAGUGGUCGUAAGUUCUUCAGCAAAUGUCAGAAUAGCAGAUCACAGAGGGGUCAUACCACCAACAAUCCUGGAGCAUUCUGGAGUUAUGUACGUUGGUCAAGACGAGUCAACAUCCUUGGUCUGUGUAGCCAAAGCUUGUCCCACACCUGAAUAUAGGUGGUACGCCCAAACAGGAGGAGAGCAAAUGCCGGUAUUGUCCGGUCCGAGGACGAGAUUGCUGGGACCCGUAUUAGCCAUCGAAGCUGUUACUUUAUCAGAUAGUGGCGUAUAUCAAUGUGUCGCAUCUAAUCUUGGUGGCGAGACCAGUGUUGAACUCAGACUGAUGGUAAUGGUUCCCUUGAACGUCGAGGUCUCACCAUCACUGUUAAGUGUCCACUUAGGUGGCAACGCAGAAUUCACUUGCAUCGUUAGCACACAUUCGCAAGCUGGUCAACACUUUAUCACAUGGUUUAAAGAUGGAAGACAACUCCCGGGUGCUGGUAGACAAUCUGAAACAUUAACUCUUAAUGGAAUUAAUCGUGAAGACCGUGGCAUGUAUCAAUGUAUAGUGAGACGAGGUGAUGAUACUUCUCAAGCGUCGGCAGAGCUUCAAUUAGGAGAUGCACCACCAGUUCUUCUGUAUUCCUUUAUCGAGCAAACACUUCAACCGGGGCCAGCAGUUUCACUAAAAUGUUCAGCAGCUGGGAAUCCGACGCCCCAAGUGAGUUGGGCAUUAGACGGAUUCCAUUUACCAACAAUUACGAGGUUUGUUAUUGGACAAUACGUAACCGUCCAUGGCGAUGUGAUUUCACAUGUGAAUAUAAGUCAAGUUAUGGUAGAGGACGGUGGAGAAUAUUCCUGCACAGCUGAAAACCGAGCUGGAAAAGUCACUCAUGCAGCACGUCUUAAUGUUUAUGGUUUGCCUUACAUCAGAACUAUCCCAAAAGUCACAGCAGUUGCUGGUGAAACGCUACGUUUAAAGUGCCCAGUUGCUGGUUAUCCAAUUGAAGAAAUAAAAUGGGAGCGAAGUGGGCGUGAACUGCCUGAUAAUCUACGACAGAAAGUUUUGCCUGAUGGUACUUUAGUCGUAUCCAGCGUACAAAAAGAGUCGGAUACCGGAACUUAUACUUGCUGGGCAAGAAAUAAGCAAGGACAUAGUGCUAGAAGAUCUGGAGAUGUCACAGUAAUUGUUCCCCCAAAAAUUAGCCCAUUCACGGCGGAUCGUGAUCUUCAUCUUGGAGAACGUACCAGUUUUACUUGUUCAGUUACAAGAGGUGAUCAGCCAGUCAGAAUCAGCUGGCUAAAAGAUGGCCGCUCUUUAGGACCCUCUGAGCGGGUCUCCAUCACCAAUGUCGAUCAGUUUAAUAGCAUACUGAUGAUUGAAAGUUUAUCUCCAGAUCACAAUGGGAAUUAUUCUUGUGUUGCCUCUAAUCCGGCUGCCGAGGUAUCACACAUGCAGCAACUUGUGGUUCAUGUACCCCCUAUAAUUGAGCCAUUUAACUUCCAAGAGGGACUCUCGGAGGGGAUGCGGACCCGGACGGUGUGCGGGGUCGCGGCAGGUGAUCAACCCCUCACUAUAUCCUGGCUCAAAGAUGGUCAUAGUCCUUUUCAGUUAUCACCAAAAGCUUUGUCCGAUACUAGUAUCUCCCAGCUAGACUCCUAUUCCAGUCUUCUCAGUUUGUCGAACUUGGCAGCUGAGCAUUCAGGCGACUAUACCUGUGUUGCCGCGAACCCCGCCGCUGAAGUCAGGUACACGGCCAAGCUUCAGGUAAAAGUACCACCACAUUGGGUUGUUGAACCAAUGGAUACUAGUGUCGAAAGGAAUCGACAUGUUGCAUUACAUUGUCAAGCUCAAGGUGUGCCAACACCUAUUAUUAUUUGGAAAAAAGGCACAGGAGGCAAAUCGGGAGAGUAUGAAGAAUUACGGGAAAGUUCGUAUAUAAAACUUUUAAGUAACGGUACAUUAGUACUUCAACACGUAAAAGAAGACAGAGAAGGAUAUUACCUUUGUCAAGCAAGUAAUGGAAUUGGUACGGGUAUUGGCAAAGUAGUACAGCUACGAGUUAACUCUUCACCCUAUUUCGCUGCACCGUCAAGACUUGUAACGGUUAAAAAAGGUGACACCGCGACACUUCACUGUGAAGUUCAUGGCGAUAAGCCUGUAACAGUAACUUGGCUAAAAGGCGGGAAGAUUGAAUUGAACCCUUCUACAAAUUAUAGGGUAACAACAAAAACAGAAAUCACUCCUGACGGCGUAGAAGGUCAAUUACAAAUUUCGUCAACAGAAGCAUCUGACAGUGGUGCUUAUUUCUGUCAAGCAAGUAAUUUAUAUGGAAGAGAUCAACAAUUAGUACAACUCCUUGUACAAGAACCUCCACGCCCACCUCAUGGUUUAGAAACUGCGAUGAUCGCACCACGGAGUAUUAAUGUCAAGUGGCAACACAAAGCUCAAGACACUAGUGAUGUUUCGAAAUAUAUUCUUCAGUAUAAAGAAGGUGAAGGGGGUAUGUGGCAACAGCAAGAACUUUCUGGACCUCCUCUACCAUAUGCCGCAUUAAUAGAUGAUCUGAAACCAGCUACAAGAUACACAAUACGAGUUAUUGCUGAAGGCCCUGCUGGUCGAUCUGCUCCAUCAACAGAGCUUGUUGUUAAAACAGAACCUCAAAGACCUGCAGGACCUCCCAUUAACAUUGCUGCAAGACCUAUAUCCCCAACAGAAAUUAUUGUAUCAUGGUCACCACCGUUACCAGAGUUACGACAUGGUGAAAUUCAAGGUUUCAAUGUUGGAUUUAGAGAAUCCAGUGGUGGAAAUCCAUCAUAUAAUUUUACAUCAGUCCUCGGUGAUGGUGAAGAUGGAGCCGGUGAAUUACGUUUAACUGCAUUACGACCUUAUACAAGAUAUACUAUCGUUAUUCAAGCUUAUAAUCAAGUCGGAUCAGGACCUUUAUCUGAACCAUUACCCACACAAACUUUAGAAGACGUACCUAGUAAACCACCUGAGGACAUUCGCUGUGCUUCCCUCACAUCACAAUCUUUACAAAUAUCUUGGAAAUCACCUCCAGCUGCUUUUACAAAUGGAAAUAUCCAAGGAUAUAAAGUUAAUUAUGAACCAGUAUUAUCAGACUCAUGGCUUGGUAUCGAUGAAAUGGAAAUUCGAAAGACGGGAAGUAUGACUAUGACGUUAGCGGGACUCAGAAAGUAUACAAACUACAGUAUACAAGUAUUAGCAUACACUAGAGUUGGGGAAGGUGUUCCAUCAAGAAUUAUGUACUGUCGUACAAAGGAAGAUGUACCAGGAAGUCCAGCAGAUAUAAAAGUUGUUGUGAGUUCACCACAAGCACUAUUUAUAUCGUGGCUUCCACCUCUGGAGCCGAAUGGUGAUAUUACUAAAUAUAAUCUUUACUCAAGAAUUAUGGAUGGUCGCGAAGAAUUAAAUCAUGGAAAAAGAGUGUUGCCUGCAACAAAUACAUUCUUCGAAGUAACAGGUCUACAACAAAGAGUUGAAUAUCAAUUUUGGGUCACAGCUAGUACUCGUAUAGGAGAAGGACAAAGCUCCACAGUUGCAGCGGCUAUGCCAAAAAACCAUGUCGUUGCAAAAAUAACUUCAUUUGGGAGUCAUAUUAUAAGACCAUGGCAUGGUUCAGUAACAAUGGCUUGUCAUGCAGUCGGUGAUCCUUCUCGACAAUGGUUUAAAAGUCUUGUAGAAGAAAUACAUACUGAUUCUACAAAAAGUAUACAAAUUUUACCGUCUGGAGAGCUUAUCUUGUCUAAUAUCCAAGUUCAAGAUGCUGGAAAUUAUACUUGUCAAGUCGAAAAUGCACUAGGAAGUGAUCGACUUCAUUACGGUCUGACUGUGCAAGUUCCACCAAGUGCUCCUGUUUUAUAUGUAACAAGUUCAACUUCAAGCAGUGUUCUCCUUCACUGGAAGCCUGGAUAUAAUGGUGGUUCACCAUUAACUGGAUAUACUCUUCACUAUCGCACAACUCAUGGAAAUCUUGAUGAGUUACAAUUAUCUCGACGAGCAACUAAUCAUGAACUAAAAGGACUUCUUUGUGGCAAUAUGUACCAUCUUUAUCUUACGUCUCAUAAUAAAAUUGGCAGCAGUCAACCAUCUCCAGUUCUUUCAGUUCGAACACAAGGUCAAGCACCUGGUAUUCCACCAGCCGCGGCAUUUUUGGCACCAAAUUCAACUUCUCUAUCGCUCCGUCUUCAUACCUGGCCUGAUAAUGGCUGUCCAAUCACUCAUUUUGUUAUUCAGUAUCGUCCAGUAAAUGAAUUUCAUUGGACAUUAGUUUCUAAUAAUAUCCAAACGCAGCGAAGAUUUAUUGUUACUAAUUUAUCGCCAAGUACUGUUUAUCAAUUAAAAGUUGAAGCUUAUAAUGUUGCUGGAAGUAACCAAGCCGAAUUUAAUUUUGUAACAUUUACUAAAGACGGUGAAGCGCCGCCACCAGAACUAUCUGAACGAGGUAUCACGUCUUCUCUGCCAUUUUAUAUUGAUAUUAGGGUAAUGUUGCCAAUAAUUGUAGCGGCUUUUGCAUUACUGGCAGUUUGUGUAGUAGUUGGUGUGAAGUGGAAAACAAAACAGUUGAGAGAUCGGCAGCAGCGGCCGAUGAAAGAGAGUCAAGAGAAUCAGCAAAACGCAGAAACUCAGAGAGAACGGUAUUAUGCAACAAUCCACAAGGUUGCACUUCAACAGGCUACUAAUACCGGGGCAACAGAUAAGAUUCCAGAGACAGCGGAGGACAUCUCGCCGUACGCUACGUUCCAGCUUUCGGAAGGGGGCGGGGGAAGCCUGGCAGGACUAGGUGGUUUGGGAGGUCUGGGCGCCGCGACGGAAGUAUCAGGAGCCAGUCUUCAUCCCAACAAUACACUUCUUCACAGCUUUAUGUAUCACGAGCAUGCGAUGACGGAGGGUUGCGCGAGUCCGCCACCACCAGCAACGAGUAUGAAGAGUGUGUCAUCGCGACGGCGUCAACAGCGGAAGCAACAUACGCCAGGAGACGACAGUGACGAGAGCGAAUCCGACCCGGAUCAGUUGUCACGUUCCAGAACGGAAUCGUCCAAUCAACUGGAUGCCGGCAAACUCAAGCACAUCCGAGCAGUUUCGGAUUUCAUUUACCACGGUACAUCGAGCACGUCGUCGGAUAUUUCACCAAUGUGCGAACAGAAAUCAUUGCCUAGACGAGGACGGUCCAGAUGGCACGUUCCCAGCAGGAGUUCUCUACGAAUGCUGUUGCCGCCAAUGUCUGUAGCCGAGACAGCGUUCGUGAGUAGUCAAGGGUCUGCUGUUCAGAGAAACGGAAACGGAGAGAGAAGUGAUCGACCAGAACUUAGUGAGGCUGAAUGCGAUAUUGAUUCACUAAAGAAGCCUAAGCUUGGAUUAAGAAGCUCUCUCUGGUCAAGACCAAGCACUCAAAAUAAUCCAUCCUCUGACUAUUCAAUCGCCGUCUGAAUUUCUUUGUAUUUUAUUAAAUAUCUAUCAGCCAACCAUUUAUGACAUUUACAAAUAAUUUUAUAAUAUUCGUCAUGGCUGUUUAUUAUUUAAAAACAUACUUUCAUCGAAAGUAUUUUUGAGACUAGUGAUAGACUGAAGAUGUUGACCAUUCACUAGUAAACUACAAACUGCCACAAUUUAUGAUCCAUGUCUUCCUUUGUAUAUUUUGGAUUCAUAAGGCCAACUAUCCUACAUUCUCACUGCCAGUCCAUCGAAUAUACGGCUUUUUUUAUAAUGUAUAAAGCUAUUUCUACUAAUUGCUAAAAAUUAUAUUAUUUCAUUUUAUAGACAUUUAUUGAAAAAUAAACAGCCACGAUGAAAAGUAUGAAUGGAUAAAUGUUUGACUGUUUCUAAAUUAAUGAUAAGUGAAUUAGUUUAAAAAUAUUAUAUGUGGGAAAACUGAUUUGUGCCAAAUGACAAUUUGCUCAGCCCGUUUACGAUUAUUUUCAUAAAUGGGCGACCCAUUCGAGACCAAAGACUUAUUCCAAAUAUUCGUACGAAUGGUGCAGCAUUUAAUAAUUAAAAAAUUUCUAAAAAAGCCUAUCAAGUAGUAAUUCAAAGAAUUGAGUUUUUAUAAAAAAAAAAAAAAUAUUUAUCUAUAAUAAGGUUCAAACAAUAAAUGUAAAAAAAAGCAUAUUAAUAUGUAGGUAUACAAUAAAACCAACGUGAUUCGAUAGGCAUUGAUUGUUAUUAUUUAUAAUAAUGAACUGACAAUGUUACUUUAUUAUAUUGUAAGAUUUAAAUUGUGUUUUAGAAUAUAUUUUCUUUAGUUAAAGUCCGUUACCUAUACAAGACUUAAAAUGAAAAAUAAUAAUAAGCGCAAGAAACAAUGUCGAUCGCGACUGGAUAAUUAAUUGUGAAAUUAUUAAAAACUAAUUCAUGUUCGUCGAAUUUAGUAAAUAAUAAAAGAAUGAUGACAUAGCCUGAUAUCUGAGGAGGAAAAUAUAAUAAAGAGGAAAAUAUAAUAAAGAACUUUUUACUGUAAAGUAAAUUUAAGUUAAAGAAAUGUGUAUAUAAAAAAAUGUACGUCAAUCAAACGAAAUUCAAUUUAAAUUUAUUAUAAAUCGUUCUAUUGGGGUGUUCAGAUCAUAGAAAUAAAUCUUUUGUACAGGUUUUCUUAAUGCGCACUGUUAAACAAUCUUUUUUCUAUGUCUCAUAAGAAGCAUAUCUUUUAUUUAUUAAGGCGGUUUUGGUAUCAAUUCAUUAUAAAUAAAUUAAAAUCAUCAAUGAUUAAUAUACAAAGGGCUACUAAUCAAAUGAAGACAGAAUUAAAAUGUACAAUCGAAAUGUAAAAGAAAUUUAUUCACGAGAAACAAUUAUACUUGCCCUUUAACAGUGGAAAAAACUUGUUUUGAUUCACUCUUUUCGUCUAAGAGUGAGUAGUCAUUACUUUUAUUCAGAGUAGUGUGUCUGAAGAUAAGGAGAACUUUGUUGUUUUCAAGACCGUCCUUGAGUACUAUGUUACAAUAGCUCAUAUAUAAUUGAAAAUUUAAUUAUAUAGAAACGAGAAAGUCGAUCAUUAAAUUAUGAGGAUUUUUUGAAACUUUAAAUACAUUGAUUCAAUACUUACACUAGUAAUUAAAAUUUUUUAUUUCUUUCAUGAAAAUUUUCAUAUGUAAUAACUAUGGACUAAGUUGUAACCAAAAAUAUUACACUUUUUACAAUUAUGUUUACUAUAAGUCAAACAAGUAGUGAAAAAAGACUUUUUUCAUGAUCACAGAUAACAUUAAAAAUUGAUCGUGAGUAUUUAAUAGUAUGAUUAUAAUUAUUGGAUAACACAUACACAAAAUCCUACUCAUUUUAGUUAAUCCCACUUCCACACGGUUUCACCGAUUUCCACUGUUAAUGGGUUAAUAGUACAGUAAAUAUGGUCGACUUAAAAUGAUUAUAAAGUAUAUACUAAAAAAAUUGUUUUAAAUCAUUGUGUCGAUCGUAGAAUCGAUUAAAUAAAAUGAUAC